Messenger RNA from Phyllopteryx taeniolatus (common seadragon), 11184 nucleotides. RefSeq names its product BMP/retinoic acid-inducible neural-specific protein 3-like. The record is from RefSeq and is a predicted model, not a curated record. NCBI's taxonomy places the organism in Eukaryota, Metazoa, Chordata, Actinopteri, Syngnathiformes, Syngnathidae. Bases 6333 to 8186 code for a protein of 617 amino acids. The transcript is spliced from 8 exons. Gene Ontology annotation, biological process: positive regulation of neuron differentiation; negative regulation of mitotic cell cycle.
AAUAAGGUAGCUUGCUUAUGAGAAGCAGGAAAAUACUUGAAACUCAAUUUAUAACUAUGUUUGACUUUGCUGGGCAUUCUAGCAUAAAAAGGGUUUGUAGAAAAGGUUUAUUAUUAUUUUAUUUUUUUACUUUUCCAUUUGACUAUAAAAAUACUGAGGUCAGUGGAAAUCAAUGAUAAGUAUUAGGGAUUAUUACUUGCUGCACACAAAUGAAAAAGCUAUAUGCAUGUGUGUUUUGUCUUACAUAACUAACCCUGAUAUAUAAAACAACAAGGUUUCAUACUGCAUAGCAAUACAAAGUGAAGAUACCACACCCACGUUUGAGCAAAGGAGAUAUCCUACUGAGCCAGCUGAUGUGUGGCUGAGUAGUAAGAAUGGCUUCAGAGGUGUUUGUUAUGAAGCACAGUGGGUGUGUACAUAUAGAAGCCACAGGGUAUUGUUGGAAAGCUACUUUCUGAUAUUUCUUCAGGUUGCAGAGACAGAUAAAAAUCAGGGCUAAAGUCAGCGUUUCAAAAUCCUCCUUAAAUGAAUGCACACAAUGAUACACAUGAACGGGUUUGCGCAAUGGGAGUCUGUUUUUGAAAGUCAAAUUCUUAGAUAUAACAUUUCAUCUGAAAAUGUUCACGUGAACCUCGAAAGCGGCAACAAUACUCGCGUCCUUCAUCUUUAGCAAGCAAAUGCAGGUGUCGUUUGUUCUGGUAUUUCCCCCUCGAGUUGCAUUCUCUUUCAAAUACAAAUAUCGCGGAAGAAUUCAAACUUUGACUGGCUUACAUAAACUGCAAUUUAGCAUAUCUUUAAGAUAACAAAGCACACAUAAUUUAGCAAAAUAUUGUAUUUUAUUAAGUGGAUUUCAACAGUACAUGCGGACAUAUGUGUGUCUUUCUUUAGAGGUAUAUACAGUAUGCUUUUCUAAGAUUGAGUGAAAGCUGUCAGAGGGUUGCUUGGUUGUUUGUGACCAUGUGCCAGGAAGGUGGAUGCUUUGUGGAAAGAGUAAUGCUGUCAAAGUAUCCACACUGCAUUAGAUGACGAAGUGAUACAAUUUGGACACAGGUUUUACUGGCGCUGGCGUUUAUUAACUGACUGAUGUGACAAUGCGAGGUAGGGACAGAGAAUUUACCUUUGUUGGCUUCACCUAAUAUAAGCAUAAAUGACGAAAUGUCAGUAAAGACAUGCAGAGGAAAGAAUAACAAUUUCAUCCCAAAAAAUAACAUUGAAAUGGUAAUAUACACAUUUGUACAUUUGUACAUGAACAGUAUUAAUUCAAUGUCGAAAUAAAAGAACUAAUUUACACAAAAUAGCCACCUAACUAAACUUUAAUAGCCCAAGACAAUUUAUUUCAAUGUGUUUGAAUGAAGUAAAUAGUAACUAUUGUGACAAUUUACGACAGAAAACUCAAACUGUCUCAGGAAUAACUUAACAAAGUCUUUAUUCCAACAAAGUAACACAAAAAAAACAAAACAGUUCAACACAAAUUACUAUUGCCAUGUAGAAAAAAAAAAGAGUAAUCACAUCAAAAGGCGCUAUUAAUGAGAGGAAAAUGAGUGUGUAAGAAUUCCAAUAAAAAACAAACCAAAAAAACUACAGUGCUAGAUUAAAAGCAAAAAGGCACAGUAACAAAAAGAGGAUAGUUCAUGCAGAAAAAAAAAAUCAUAUUACAGCGAGGAAGGAGUGGAGCCAGGAAGACACAAAAAAAACAGGAAUACAUCGAAGGUAUCUUACAUGGAUCAAAAAACAGGAGUGCGACAGGAUGCAGUACCGCAAUCGGUAGUAACAAAGGCGUCUUUUUGGUGUGGCACUGAGCUUUGGACAGUGGCUGAUUGAAAUUAACAUCCACAUAUGCCUUGUUGCUCUACUCUCCAUUGAUACACACGGUGCUGACUCGGGACAAAGAAGAACACAAGGAGCACAGCAAAAAGAGAAAUAAGAACAAACUCAUCGACUAAGGAUCAUGACAAUCCAUUUCCCACAUCUGAUUGGUGCUUGAAAUUUGAUGUUUAAAGCACUAAAAGGUGUUUCAUUAUGAUACUGCAAGUAGUAUACACCCGUACACAACAAUAACUCCUCAUCUAUGGAGUGUGGCAUUAACCAAUUCACUAACAUUUGGAGAUGCUACAAAUGAAAAAUGCAGUGGUUGCUCAAUCCCUCCCUCUUUUCAGAACAGAAAUCCUGACAACAAAGGCAUAGGAAUCUUUGGUAACCAAUUUUAUUCUGCUUUUUACAGACAUAGUGCCCAUUAUGUCAGUGAAAUGUUUGUUGUUUUCUGUAUUUUCUCUGGUUGUUCGUCUGUGUCAUUAAAUGUCAAACUGUUUUUUGACAACUGACAUUAAAAUAUCCUCAGUGGGAAGCUUUCUGAGUGAUUUUCCUUAGUAUUUUUAAAAGAGGUGUAUUAUUGAGUGGGUCUCUGUAGUCCCUGCAUUUCAAGUGUGAAAUUACACAACGAUGUACAUUUUUUGAAAAACCAAACCGUUCAGAUAAUUUAAAACAAACAAUGCAGAGAGGUAAAAAGAGAAAAUGUGUGCAGGUUUUCAUCUCACUAGUAUGUUAUCCUGUAUUUUUUAACAUCACAAAAUACUUUAUAUCGCAGGGUUAAAAAGGAAAAAAAAAAGGCAAUGUAAUUUUUUUUACAAUAUCGUGCAGCCCUACUUUCGUCAGUCCGCUAUAUGUGGAACAUCAUGUGACUCAAGUGAAACACAGGAUAGCUGACUCCCUGUGUAUGGUAUGCUAACGAGCAUAAAUAGGAUUGAAUACAUGAUUGUGUAAAGCCGAAUUUGCUAAAAUGUUCUUUAUGGCCGGUGUCUUUGGACAAAAGUUAAAUAAAUGUAUGUCCUUUAUUUAUACAAAUAUGAUAUCAUCCAUGUAAAUAACAAAGCUUAAACACCGUCUACUGUUAUCUUUGGCGGCUCUGUGGUGACAUCUGUAGUGUUUAAAAAAAGACAUUGUCGGCGUUUAAAGUUCCUACGGGUGCUUUUGAAACGGUCCCCUUCCCCAUUCACCCGAGUGAGGAGGAAGUGUUUUUACCCAGUUUGCCUCAUGCGGAAGUAGUUUGUGCAUAUUCUGGAUUGACUUCCAAAGUCGGAUUGAAAACAGCGCUGUUCUUCGUUAGGCAAAUCCGUUUUUAUGUUGGCACAAGCCACAGAACGGAAGCAGUGGCCUAUGUUCAUGAGACAGAACCGCCUCCCCAAAACCUGUUGAAAUCAGUAGGGCUGUAAUUUCUUCAUCCUUGGGUGUUUUGACUGAGGCAUGUCACAGACAUGUUGUGAAGACACCUUGGUUUUAAAUUGUGAAAAAAACAUGCAUAAUACAUGCAUGCAGUAACUAUAUCUAAAAUAUGUAUAAAAUGUUAUCAACACAUGGCUUUUGACAGAGCGAACCAAGGGACAGAAGGAGAGCUUUUGAAAAUUAUCUAAAUUAACAUCCUUAACUACCAAGCAUGUGUCUAUUGAGUUGAUCACCAUGUCUAGGAUGCAGGCCAUGCAUUUUUCCCCCCCAUAUAAGUCCUUGCCCCCCUUUCCGACACUCCCCUGUCAAAUGAUCUAAUGAGCUAAUUUUUCUUUCUGGCUCAUAAAUAUUCUACAGAGAAAAGUUGGCCUAUGCUGUCACUGGGGCGUGGAAGUUAGGGAUGAGAUGAAAGGCUAAGGGAGUUGGCUGGAUGAGGGGAAAUGCAGGGAACCAACACCUUAUCCCCCCUGCUAGUGGGUUGUUUCCACCCACAAGAACAAAUUGCAGAAAGUUGUUCCAGUAUAUUCUAAUAGAAAUAGAUUUGAGGUUCAGUCUUUCUGAAAUACCAUAACUAAGAUCCAUGGAAUGUCAAAUAUGACAUUUAAAAAAAAAAAAACUCCACCCCGCAAAAAACUUCACAGCAUGUGGAAAAUAAUGUGUAUGAAAAAUGUAUGAAUUUUAAAUAUGCAAGAGAGUGAUGUAAAGUAACUUUGGUAAGCCCUAAUCCACUGCCUUGAUACAUUAAUGGACUCCUUGAAUUCAUGUGAAUCACAGGUAUGAAAGCACUUGCAGGAAGCAAUUUUGCUCCUCUGCAUUCAGAAUAUGUAAAGCAAUUAACGUCAGUCCUUCACUGACUGCUCUUUGUUCUCACACGAACAGAAUGAGUUUGACAUGAUUUUUUUCCCCAAUCAGUGGUAGGAAUUGGAAAGAUGAACAAAAUACAGUACUGUGAUGAGAAGUAGUGUUUUUGGGAACUAUGAGAGGCUCUCAUAGUGUAGCAUCAUGAACAGCACCAUAUUAGUCAAAAUGUCAGGUCCUCCUUUAUCCUCUUCAUGGACCAUAAAUUUUAUAUCACGCCUCAUCUGCCAUGUUUUAUCCGCUCAUUUCUCUCAUUCCCUCAGUGUAAGCAAAUAAAGCUUGGUUAGAUGUAAAUAGUCCAUGUAAUUGUUCCACAAUUAUUAGGGAUGCACCAAUACCACCUUUUUCAGACUAAGUAUGAGUGCAAGUACAAGCCAAUACCGAGAGAUACUGAUACUGGACCGUUGGCCGCAGAAGCACAAGUUUGAAUGUAAACAAACAACUGCAGUUUUCAAACAGCAAUUUAGUUCAUCCGUUGGUUAGUAAACACACAAACAGGAGUGGUUCACUUCACUUUACUUCAUUGGAGCUCUGGCUCUCAUCCCUCUCCAUAUGCUAUCUCCUCCGAAAUGCAUUCUGCGCUGAGGGGACGCUGGCCGGGUGUUGUUCAUUUUAGGAAGGUGCAGCUCCUCGCAGUUGUAGCAUUGUAGACAAACGACGAGAGUCUGCUAGUACUCAAUGCGGCUUUUGAUACGGUAGAUUAUAACAUAAUGCCGAACAGGUUGGAAACGUGGGUAAGACUAAUUGGAACGGUCCUUAAAUGGUUCAAGUCCUACCUGGAGGAAAGGAGUUAUUUUGUAACCACUGGUAGUGUUCACUCUCAUCGAAUGGCAAAGACCUAUGGGGUCCCUCAAGGGUCAGUUCUUGGACCCCUCCUGUUCAUCCUGUAUAUGCUACCCUUGGGUCAAAUUCUUCAGAACCUUAAUGUUGACUAUCAUAGCUAUGCUGAUGACACACAGGUAUAUCUACCAGUGUCUCCAGAUGACUACAGUUCAAUUGAGGUGUUGUGUCACUGUCUAAAAUAACUGGAUGAGCCAAAACCUUCUUCCGUUCAAGGUCAGAGGACAAAGAUGUUUUGGGGUCAGUUAAAAAUCAUAUUUGCAUCUUUAUGUUAUGUAAUACAUGCACGUCACUUCCAGCAAGUUGUCAACUAUGGUUUAGCUAAAAAUGAAGUUUUUAUUACACAUAUUGAGCACUCCCCGAACAUACCCGAAACUCAAGAAGUGGUUACUCCACCUCAAGGUCUAUCAGAAGUGAUGUUGCAAUUGACAAACACAGCACGCUACACUCUAUACGCAAUGGCGAGCAACGUGUAGGAAUAGGAGGAGGAGGAGGAGGAGGAUUUCGACGUACAGGAGCACCCAACUGAACUUGGCAAUGUCAAACCGUACAUGUUUAAGACGAUCAGGAGGUCAGAAACUGACAGUGUCAACAAGCUGUACAACAGAAAAAGAGUGGCCACUGGGUUGAUGUGACGGUAUGUCUUUAUACAGUCAUGGCUAGAAAUAAUGGCACCCCAAGGGUGCCAGUAUUUUUUAGCACAACUAUACAUAUUAUAUAUUCAUAUAUGUUUCAGUGACACGGCACAACUGCCCAGUGCAUAAUAACCAUAAUAGAGUCGUUGUCAUGAACUGUGUGCCCUGCAGUCCUUUUGCUGGAGCCUGGGUGGCGCUUUGCGCCUGUCUCGCCCUCUCUCUCUCUCCCUCCCUCUGUCUUCACAGUAAUCAGCACCACCUCGGCCGCACACUUGUCAUCAAUCAGCCCUCAUCAUCACCUGCAUAUAAGCCUGCCAGAUCUCGGAAACUCUCGCCAGAGUAUUGAAGCUUCUCCAGCGUUUAUCCUCUGUGUCCCUCGUCAAGUGGAUCUGUGCCACCUCGCCAUCAAACCAGCCACUUGUACUCGUCACUGCCUGCCACAUAUUCUCUGCCUCCACACUCGCCAGCGCAUCUCAAGGACCAUCCCCAUUUCCCUUUCAAUAAACUCUUCAUCACAACCUCUCAGCCUCCGCCUGCUCUUGGGUCCAGUCUCUAUCCGAUCGUGACAGUCGUAGGGAGUUCGGACGAUGGAAGGUGAACAGCCUGGCCUUGGAAAGGCAAGUGAACAAUGGCUUUCCCUUUCCACUGGACCCAGAGUUCCUCCAGACCAUUAGGAAUCUUGGAAGGCGGCCCAGUCUCAGCGCCAUCACUGACAACAUUAUUAGGAAAUAUGGAACCCACUUCCUCCUUUCUGCCACGCUGGGAGGAGAAGAGUCUUUAAUGAUCUUUGUGGACAAGCAGAAGUUGAGUCGAUCAACUGAAUUAAGUGACACUAAUGGUACAGCUGUGACUCUGGAGGCUCUCCAUCAGCUGGCUGCCUCCUACUUCAUUGACAGGGAGAGCACACUGCACAAGCUGCACCACAUCCAGAUUGCCUCCACUGUCAUCAAGGUGACUGAAACAAGGACAGGCCCUCUUGGAUGCAGUAACUAUGACAACCUCGACUCCGUCAGUUCCGUUUUGGUUCAGAGCCCUGAAAACAAGAUUCAUUUGCAAGGCCUUCAUGCCAUACUGCCAGAAUAUCUGCGGGACAGAUUUGUGCAGGCAGCACUCGGCUACAUCGGAUGUAAUGAGGAGGGCCAAUUUGUGUGCCGGCACAAUGACUGCUGGUGUCAGUGUGCUGCAGACUACCCACAGUGUAAUUGCCCCGAGUUGGAUUUGAGAUCUAUGGAAGCGAGUUUGCUGCAAAUUCGAGAUUCCUGGAAUAAGGCCAACCAAGACUUUGAGGAGUCAGAUGAGUUCCAGAACUUUGUUCGAAGGCUUCCCACAUCGUACGCUUUGAACGCAUCUGCCAUCGAGUACUUGUGGAAAAUAAAGCCAGCAAUUCAUCAACGCUACAAACAGCUGGAGCUCAACACCCAACAGCUUCUGAGCAAAUCUGGGCGCAUCAUCAACAAGCUCUUCACCCUCAGCAAGAGGUGCCGCAGCAAACCCAAAAUCAUUAUGCUGAGAGAGAGACCUGUGACCUACUGGUUGAACUACAUCCUCUCCAUAAUGUACUGCAGUGAAAACAAUCACAUUGGCUCAUACUUGGAAGAGACCCGCAGUUGCACCUGCCCUUAUGAGCACCCUCCCUGUCAGGGUGUGAUUCCCUGCACAGUGGGGGAAGGCACUUCCUGUGGCUCCUGUUCCUAUGAGAACCGUUCCCGCUGUGCCACGUGCAACCAGGGUUAUAUGCUUAGUCAGGGCAUGUGUCGCAACGAAGUUCCAGACUCCAUUGACCAUUACAUCGGCUUCGAGACGGACUUGCAGGAUUUGGAGUUACGCUAUCUACUGCAAAAACGUGACAACCGCAUCAACAUCCAUGGGAUCUUUGUCAGCAAUGAUGUCAGACUAAAUAACUGGUUUGACCCAUCAUGGAGAAAGAGGAUGCUGCUGACUCUGAAAAGUAACAAAUACAAGUCAAACCAUGUCCACAUGCUUUUGGGGAUUUCUCUUCAGAUUUGCCUUACCAAAAACAUCACAUUGGACCCAGUGCUGUCAGUCUAUGUAAAUCCAUUUGGGGGAAGUCACUCAGAGAGUUGGAUCAUGCCUACUGACCAAAAUAACUACCCUGACUGGGAGAGGACUAAAUUACAGCUUCCCCGUGACUGUUAUAACUGGACUUUGACUUUGGGCAACAAGUGGAAAAGCUUUUUUGAAACAGUUCACUUUUACUUACGGAGUCGGAUCAGGGGCCCUUCAAGUAAUGGAAAUGGAACUGUAUAUUAUGAACCGUUGGAAUAUUUGGAACCAGGGCAAAAUCUUGGCUCCAUGAAAAUAAACAACAUACAGGUGUAUGGCUAUAGUAUGCACUUUGACCCAGACGCAAUCCAGGACUUAAUUUUACAGCUGGACUAUCCAUACACUCAGGGAUCACAAGACUCUGCCCUGCUGCAGCUGCUGGAGAUCCGGGAUCGGGUAAACAGGCUUUCCCCACCCGGAGCGCAGCCUUUGGAUCUCUUCUCUUGUUUGUUGCGGCAUCGGCUCAAACUAUCCACAACAGACGUUGCCAGGAUCCAGGCUGCGCUGCAGACGUUCAGUGCCAAGCAGCCCAACUCGAUGGAAUACGAAACAACCAAAUUAUGUAGCUAAUAAGUGGGCAGGAGGCCAGGUGCACAGAUGGAAAACUGUUACCACACACUCCAGAUGAUGGUUAAGAGCAAUUUUGGAGCUGUGCAAAGGAUGUUUGAGGGACAUUCUCAAUGUCAUCAUGAAUCUCAAGAGUGCACUUUCAUUCUUCAUAGAAAUUUGUACAACACUAGAAUUUCAUCACUAUCUUGUUCACAUUCUUCUUUUCAAAAAACAGACUGACACUUAUACAUUCGUACAGUAUAAUCAAACUUUGCAACACCAUAAUUUAUGUUUCGAACACAAAUGCACAAACUUGAAUAACAAUGUAAUGCUCUUAUAUAUAUUUUUACACCAGCAUAUUUUAUAUUUUUGUUGUAGUGUUUUGCAGCCUAUAUUUCACAGUUAAGACAAACAUUAUCUCUUGCUGAUAUAUCCUGACCUUUUAUUUUAACAUGUGACUUGAUUGACAGCUUCUUGUUUUCAGCGUUUCCUGUGAUAAUAUCAAGUUAAAAAAAAAAUUUGUAGGAAAAGUGUUACACACGUUUGUAUGAACAACAUAUAUACAGGAAAUAUAUGUAUUCCACUAGAAUGAUCACACAGUGUUUAUUUUUCUAUUGUUGUUUGUGUGUGUGUGGGGGGAGGGGGGAACACUGUAUAUGAAAUUGUAUUAUAACAUUUGUUAAUACAGUACUCUGAAUAAAAAGCUUUUUACGUGUGAGCUAUAGAUAGGGUAUCAUGUGGGGGAUACUAAUCAUCCUUCAGAAUAUUCAUUUCCCAAAUAUUACAUAUUUGAAUUUGUAGAACAUAGGACUGGGCAUUGUUAAGAACCUUACACUUCAAUUUGAUUUGGAUUCUUGGGGUUGUUAUUUGAGUCAAUAUCACUUCUUUCGGUUUGCAAUUUGAUUCGAUAUUGAUUUACAACGGCUGAAAUAGGUAUUUAACACGUCACCAUUUUUUCUCACAAAAUAUACUUCUCAAGGUGCUAUUGACCUGAAAAUGUCACCAGAUAUAACAACCCAAGUAAUCCAUACGUACAAACAAAGUAGAAAAAUAAGGUCAGAAAUUAAGUUGUGUGUAAAAAUGUGAAAUGACACAGGGAAAAAGUAUUGAACACAUGAAGAAAGGGAGGUGAAAAGGGUCAUGGAAACCCAAGACAACACCUAAAAUCUAUCAAUAAUCAAACAGCAAUUUCAGUGCAAAUGAAUAUCAGCUGGUUUAGUCCUAAUUGAUGGCCUACAAAAAUGUCUCAUGGCCAAGUUGUGAGUCAAUGCACAACUCAUGAUGGGUAAGAGCAAAGAGCUGUCUCAAGACCAUCGCAAACUAAUUAUUGCAAAACAUAACGAUGGCAUUCGUUAAAGGUGCAUAUCUAAGCUUCUGACCGUUCCAGUGAGCAUGCUUGGUGCCAUAAUACGUAAGUGGAAUGCCAAUCAUACCACCAUGAAUUUGCGUCAAUGAGGUACUCCUCGCAAGAUUUCUGACUGAGGAGUCAGAGGAUUGCAAAGAAUAAUCAGAAGAGUUGUCCAAGAGCCAAGGACCACCUGUGGAGCACUUAAAAAAGACCUGGAAUUAGCAGGUACUGUUGUCACAAGAAAAACAGUGAGUAAUGUACUCUUCUACCAUGGCCUGUAUGUACGCUCACCACGCAAGACUGCAAUGCUGAAAAGAAAGCAUGUCAUAGCUCGUUUAAAGUUUGCUGAACAACAUUUGGACAAGCCAGUUAAAUACUGGGAGAAUAUAGUCUGGUCGGAUGAGAGCAAAAUUGAACUGUUUGGAUGCCAUAAUGCACACCACGUUUGGAGGAGAAAUGGCACUCUACAUCACCCUAAAAACACCAUACCAACAGUAAAGUUCGGAGGUCAGAACAUGAUGGCGUGGGGCUGCUUUUCAGCAAAUGGUACUCGUAAACGUCACAUUAUUGAAGGAAGGAUGAAUGGGCAAAUCUGCUGCCAUCUACAUGAAUGAUGAAAAGGAAACGAGGGUGAACAUUUAAUCAGGAUAAUGAUCCAAAGCAUACUGCCAAGGAAACUCUCAAUUGGUUUCCAAAAAAAAAAAAAAUAAUAACCUGACUUGUAUCCAAUCAAAAAUCUAUGCAAAGAACUGAAACUCAAGGUCCAUAAAAGAAGUCCAUGGAACCUUCAAGAUUUGCAGACUGCUUGUGUGGAGGAAUGGGCCAAAAUCACACCAGAGCAAUGCAUGCGACUAGUUUCUCCAUACAGGAGGCGUGAUUGCAUACAAAGGCAUUUGUACAAAGUAUUAAAUAAAUACCAAAUGGCAUGUUCAAUAGUUUUUCCCUGUGUCAUUUCAGAUUAUUACACAUAACUUAAUUUCUGAUCUUAUUUGUUCUACUUUCUUUGUAUGUAUGGAUUACUUGGGUUGUUCCCAACAUCUGAUGACAUUUUCAUGUCAAUAGCACCUUUGGAAAUAUCCAUCCAUCCAUUUUCUGAGCCGCUUCUCCUCACUAGGGUCGCGGGCGUACCGGAGCCCAUCCCAGCUGUCAUCGGGCAGGAGGCGGGCUACACCCUGAACUGGUCGCCAGCAGAUCUCAGGGCACAUACAAACAAACAACCAUUCACACUCACAGUCACACCCACGGGCAAUUUAGAGUUGUUUAUUAACCUACCACGGAUGUUUUUUGGGAUGUUGGAGGAAACCGGAGUGCCCGGAGAAAACCCACGCAGGCACGGGGAAAACAUGCAAACUCCACACAGGCGGGACCGGGGACUGAACCCGGGUCCUCAGAACUGUGAGGCUGGCGCUCUCACUAUUCGGCCACCGUGCCGCCCCUUUGGAAAUAUAUUUAGUGAAAAAAAUGGUGACGUGUUAAAUACUUAUUUCAGCCGCUGUAAAUGUUCCAAUAUCUAUUUAGUAAGGAGUAUAAUUAUACAAUUAACUAAGAGUACAUUUUGAACAUUUUAAAAUAUUUAUUUUUGAUGCCAUGUAAAAUAUGUUGAAUGUCAUCACAUAUUUUAAUCAAUAAAACAUCUGAAAAUAAACAUUUGCACAUAACUUAAUCGUAUAU